UGCUAUCGGCCAACUGUUCCCCCGAUUGUCACAGUGCAAGUGUGUUCCGCUAAAUACAUAAAAAUCAACUGUAUGGAUAUUAAAUUUAAACCCAAUAACAAAUACUUUACUAAAGUAUGAAUGCACCUCCAGAACUGGAUACGGUCUAUCAGGCCGUUUACUCGUUGUACAAUAAUCCAGAUCCAACGGAGAAGGAAAAAGCGUCGUUGUGGCUGGGAGAAUUGCAAAAAUCUGUUUAUGCAUGGAAAAUAUCGGACGAAAUGCUGCAGCAGAAGCGGGACUUGGAGUCCUGCUACUUCGCAGCCCAAACAAUGCGUACGAAAAUUCAAUUAUCCUUUCACGAAUUGCCCACCGAAUCACACACAUCCCUCCGUGAUUCCUUACUGAAUCACAUAUCGCAGAUCAACGAGCAUACGAACAGCAUUAUUGUGACACAACUGUGUGUUGCACUGGCCGAUCUAGCGUUAAAAAUGCCCUCCUGGCACAAACCAAUAGUGGAUGUAAUUAAUAGAUUCGGUAGCAAUACCAGUAGUCUUUGGCCGUUACUAGAAAUCAUGACGGUACUUCCUGAAGAGGCUAUAUCCAGAUCGAACAGAUUAGGAGCUAAUAGGAGGCACAAUGUUUUUGUUGAACUGUCAUCUUGUGCUGAUACAGUAACUGAAUUCCUGAAAGCGUGUCUCCAAAACGGAGGUGAUAAUGUACAAAUUCAUAUAAGAAUACUAAGAUGUUUAACGAGCUGGGUGAAGGUCCACGCCAUGUCUUUAGAAACGAUACCAAACGGUGAAGUAGCGACCUACGCUUUCGAGGUCUUGAGGAAUCACCUAUCGAGUUCCCAGCUCCACGAAGCAGCAACCGACUGCCUCUGCGUGAUCCUCCAAAUCCUCGAAGAGGACUACGAGCGCACGAGCAGCGAGCACAACGCCCACCUCCAGCAGCUCCAACUGGGCCUCUUCACCAGCGUGAUGUCCUUGGAGCAGCCCUACCACCUCUCAGUGGCCCACGAGGAGAUGGAAAAAUCCAUAAACUACUGUCGAAUCUUCACCGAGCUAGCGGAGACCUUCCUAGACCGAAUGGUUCUGGGUAGCAUGGACGGUACCCAGCACUACGCCAUUAGAAUACUCAAUCUAGUCCUCAUGUGUGUCGGACACCACGACUACGAAGUCGCCCAGAUAACCUUCAACCUCUGGUACCGACUAUCAGAAGUGCUCUACCGUAAAAACAAUGACCACCUGAACACAAUGUUCAGACCGUACAUAGAGAGACUGAUAGCUGCCCUCUGCAAGCACUGUCAGAUGGAGCCAGACCACCUGGGCCUAGUAGAAGAGGGCAGUGGUGGUGAGGACUUCGCUGACUUUCGAACUCGUGUCUCUGAACUCGUAAAAGACGUUGUAUUCCUCGUGGGUAGCAGCCACUGCUUCCGCCAGAUGUUCUCAACCCUAACGUGCAACAACAGCCAAGAGCAGUCGAGGCCCCCCACCUGGGACUCAACCGAGGCCGCCCUAUACAUAAUGCAAGCUGUCGCCAAGAACAUUCUCCCCGAGGAGAACGACGUUGUCCCCAAAGUCGUUGAAGCCAUACUCAAUGUCCCCGAAAAUACCCACAUUGCGGUUAAACACACGAGUAUUCUCCUCCUCGGUGAACUCUGCGAAUGGAUAAACAGUCAUCCCCAGUCCCUAGAGCCAGUCCUAAAUUUCCUCCUCACCUGUUUGAAUCAGAGGGGUCUUGCCAGUGCAGCAUCCGGUGCUCUACACAGCAUUUGCACAGCUUGUCCCCUGCACAUGGCAUCGCAUUUUCCCGGAUUGCUGCAGAUCGCAAGAUCCCUCGACAGCUUUCCCAUCAGCAGUGAAGCUGCAAUUGGAUUGAUAAAGGGGGUCUCAAUAAUCUCAGCCAGAUUACCAAGAAACGAAAUAGCUCCUGCUAUGAAGGAACUCUGCUGGAUUCAAGCAAGACCACUCUGUGAAUUGAUGGAGGCCCAGGGGAUUCCCCUGGAUCGAGGGACCAAAACCGAUCCUGUUUACUGGUUGGACAGACUGGCUGCCAUUUUCAGGCAUACCAAUCCGCAGAUUGAUAAUUCCAAUGAGGCACAUCCCUGCCAGAGUGUCAUAACUGAAAUGUGGCCUGUUCUGUCGAAUGUGUGUAAUAAGUAUCAGGAGGACUCGAGGGUUAUGGAGAGGUGCUGCAGAUGUCUGAGGUACGCUGUGAGGUGCAUUGGACAGCACGCUGUUCAUCUGCUUGAACCCAUUGUCGAGCAGAUUGUGCAGUUGUAUGGGGCACAUCAGCACAGUUGUUUUUUGUAUCUUGGCUCAAUUCUUGUGGACGAGUACGCUGGUGAUCAUGACUGCGCUGCUGGACUUGUCAGGAUGUUGGAGGCCUUCAUCGGGCCCACUUUCACUAUUCUCCAGGAGACUGAUGGCCUCAAGAAUCAUCCCGACACCGUUGACGAUCUCUUUCGAUUGUGUGCGAGGUUUCUCCAGAGGGCACCCAUCGCAUUCCUGCAUUCUGCUGCACUGAGCAGCAUCGUUGAUUGCGCUAUUAUGGCGUGCAGUCUGGAUCACAGAGAUGCCAAUGCCUCAGUCAUGAAGUUCUUCUAUGAUUUUCUGCACAGUGGACGCAAUCACGAUGAGAGGUCGGACUUUACGAUAAGGAGGCAGAUGGUGCAGGAUGUGCUGAGGAAUAAGGGCCAGAGGCUGGUGACUAGUCUUCUUCAUGCUGCUGUCUUUCAAUUGUCAACGUACAUGCUGCAAGAUGUUGCCGAUGUUCUUGCUGAACUCACUCUCACUGAUUCAACGUCAAUGGCUACUUGGCUUUUUGAAGCUAUCUCAGCUAUGCCUGUUCAGAAUGUUGGAGGCUCGCCCACAGCGACUCCCGAACAGGUGGCGGAAUUCCAUAAUGCUGUUUUGGCGCCGAAAGUAGCGCCCAAAGCUGUCAUGCAUGCACUGCGAACUUUCGCGCGGUUGUUUCGCUGAUGGAUGUGAUGGAAAGAACGACAUUAUUCGAUGUGCUCUGGAUGAAAGGGGGUAACUCGGGGAAAUUAUUCAAGAGGGGGUAUCGCAGGUUUGGGAUUUGAAUGAAGUCAGCUCGAUGUUGGGGUUUGAAAAGGACUAACUCAAUGGCUUCCAUGAGAAAGCACUAUCUCAGCUGGAACUUAGAAGGACGUAAGUCGGGUAAACUCUUCUGGGGCUCGGACAAAGGCGCAAUUGACACAAGGUUCACUAUUAAGUUCUCAACUGCCUCCCCAUUUAUUUUGUUUUUACUUCAAAUUUAACAUUCAAUAGACAAGUAUGAUCUUUUGAAAGUAUUUAGUAAGGAUUCGUCUGAGUUAUUCCUUUGUAAAUUUCAACUGGAAAAUACUAUUUCAUUUAUUUAUUUCCUUCUGGAACUCGGACAAAGGCGCAAUUAAUACAAUGUUCACAAUUAAUUUUUUAGAUGCCUCCCUAUUUAUUUUGUUUUUACCUCAAAUUUGACAUUCAAGGCUCUCAAACUUGAUCAUACAAUGAAGUCAAGAGUGUAAGUGCAGACUGUGAAAUAUUUCACGAUCACUCUUAUAUAAACAGAGAUAUCAAUGAAUUCAUUGGAACUGCAGGAAUUCCUGCAAUACAUAACAAAGUAUGAUCACUUAAAACGUAUUUAGACCAUAGACCUUUUUUAAACCACAACAUUGAGUUGGAUCUAUUUAAAUUAAGCUUCUGGGAUAGACCCCUUCGAAUCCUCUCCCCGAGUUAUGCCUUUUUUCUAAAACACGUCGAUCUGAGGAACAGUUAAUGUGGAGAAGGGUCCAUUAAUGUUGCCGGAAAUUAAAUCCUUCAAAUUAUCUUUCUCCCAAGUGCAAUUUUCCCGGUCAGACUCGAUGUUCGCUCGACCAGACCUGCUUUUUACAUUGAUUUUAAUCACGGACGCAGAAUUCCUACCUAUCGAAACGUUAGGUAUAUUUUAUAAAGCAAUGAUCAAUCCCCUUUCCCCAGUUUUUUUAUACAACUUUUCAUGACAUGAAUUGUCGCAUUCUCAUUUGGUGGCAUUGAUGGACUUUAUACGAAUCAAUGAAAAUGAGACAAGAUAGGUGAUGAGAAUCGAGGUUAACGGAGUGAGACUGUCGUUGUAUUAUAAUGAAAAUAGGAAAAAUGUAACGAAUUUUUGUUUUCUGUAAAUUGAUCAUGAAAACUUGAUGAAGUUUGGGGUGUGUCUGUUUUAAAUAUUAUUAUAGAUACAUGUCUGACAGUGCAUUUGAUUACAAGUCGUUUUCACGAUGACUCAUGUUGUAACUAUACAUCUCUCGAAUUCGUAAUACAUGCAAUUCAUCUAAUAAA
This is a messenger RNA of Diachasma alloeum, 4304 nucleotides long. RefSeq names its product transportin-3 (gene Tnpo-SR). The coding region runs from base 117 to 2966 and encodes 949 amino acids. Gene Ontology annotation, molecular function: small GTPase binding. Gene Ontology annotation, biological process: protein import into nucleus. The transcript is spliced from 5 exons. Lineage: Eukaryota; Metazoa; Arthropoda; Insecta; Hymenoptera; Braconidae. Gene Ontology annotation, cellular component: nuclear membrane; cytoplasm. The record is from RefSeq and is a predicted model, not a curated record.